Molecule: messenger RNA, 2100 nt
Organism: Olea europaea var. sylvestris
Lineage: Eukaryota; Viridiplantae; Streptophyta; Magnoliopsida; Lamiales; Oleaceae
Product: transcription initiation factor TFIID subunit 6-like
Exons: 13
Coding region: 230-1855 (541 amino acids)
Biological process (GO): RNA polymerase II preinitiation complex assembly; transcription initiation at RNA polymerase II promoter
Cellular component (GO): SAGA complex; transcription factor TFIID complex; SLIK (SAGA-like) complex
Molecular function (GO): transcription coactivator activity; protein heterodimerization activity; RNA polymerase II general transcription initiation factor activity
Source: RefSeq, a predicted model, not a curated record
AAUCCCGUUCGUUUGCCUUUACAAAACAAAAUGAAAUAAUUCCCAAAAAUCAAAAAUCAAAAUCCCUAAAACUUUUCACCUUGCCCCUGCCGUAGCCGUCGAACGGGACCGCCGAGUGCCAACUCACUGCCUGGUCUGCUGACUGCCGUGAGUCCGUGACACGUCAGCAUAUCACCGCCCGGUUGUCGAGUGCCGACUUGGGUUAGGUUAGGAGUUGAAAAAUUAGAGAAUGAGCAUAGUUCCGAAAGAAACAAUUGAAGUGAUAGCACAGAGUAUAGGCAUCACCAAUUUGUCACCAGAUGUUUUACCUGCUAUUGCUUCCGAUGUCGAGUAUCGCGUUCGCGAAAUUAUGCAGGAAGCUAUCAAAUGCAUGCGGCAUUCGAGGAGAACCACCUUAACCGCCGUCGACGUGGACAGUGCACUUGGCUUAAGAAACGUUGAGCCAGUAUAUGGAUUUGCAUCAGGAGAUCCGUUGCGGUUCAAAAGAGCUGCUGGACAUAAGGAUUUGUUCUACAUUGAGGAUAAAGAUGUAGAGUUUAAGGAAGUGAUUGAAGCUCCUCUACCAAAGGCACCAUUAGAUACAGAAGUGGUUGCUCAUUGGUUAGCUAUUGAAGGAGUUCAACCUGCCAUUCCAGAAAAUCCACCUCCUGAAGUACUUGCAGUGCCUUCUGAUAAUGGAAAGACUGCAUACAAAGAGGAUGGAAUUCCUGUAGACAUCAAAUUACCUGUAAAGCAUGUUCUUUCCCGUGAGCUUCAGCUUUACUUUGAGAAAAUCACAGAGCUUACUGUUAGUAGAUCCGAUUCUGCCCUCUUUAAAGAAGCUCUAGUGAGCUUGGCUACUGACUCAGGCAUUCAUCCUUUAGUUCCUUACUUCACAUUUUUUGUUGCUGAUGAGGUUUCUCGGAAUCUGAAUAAAUUUUCUCUCCUUUUUGCUUUGAUGCGUCUUGUUUGGAGCCUUCUUCAAAAUCCUCACAUACACAUUGAGCCCUAUUUGCACCAAUUGAUGCCUUCUGUGAUGACAUGCCUGGUUGCAAAAAGACUAGGAAAUAAGUUCUCCGACAAUCACUGGGAUCUCAGAAACUUCACGGCUAAUCUGGUUGCUUCAAUAUGCAAGAGAUUUGGUCACGUUUACCACAAUCUCCAGCCACGUGUCACCAGGACAUUGCUGCAUGCUUUCUUGGACCCGUCAAAAGCACUCCCUCAACAUUAUGGCGCAAUUCAAGGUCUAGCAACGCUUGGACCUAAUGUGGUUCGCCUGCUUGUGCUUCCCAAUCUUGAUCCUUAUUUGCGGCUUCUGGAGCCAGAAAUGCAACUUGAGAAGCAGAAGAAUGAGGUGAAGAGGCAUGAAGCCUGGCUUGUAUAUGGGGCGUUGAUGCGUGCAGCUGGCCUGUGCAUGUAUGAUCGUCUGAAGACGCUCCCCUCUCUACUAGCUCCACCAGCACGUGCUGUCUGGAAGAGUAAUGGAAAAGUCAUAACGACAACGUCAAAGAAACGCAAAGCCAGCAUGGAUAAUGUGAUGCAACAGCCACCACUCAAGAAACUAGCAACAGAGAGUCCUAUGGGUGUAACACUGGCAAACUCAUUGCCAGUCGACAUGCCAGGAUCGAGCAGUGGAUACCCAACAAUUAUUGGGACCGCAGACUCUAAUUUACAAUCAUCACGAAAUGAGAAUGUGCCUGAAAGCAGUGGCAGAAAGGAGAUGGUCAGUGGUCAAGGACCAAGCACAUCAGCAGCUCUUACUCAAGCCUGGAAGGACGAUGUAGAUGUUGGGCAUCUGCUGCCUUCGCUAUACGAAUAUUUUGGUGAAAGUAUGUUGUCCUUUGUACCCUCGCCUGCAGCAUCUUUCUUCUUGUGAUCUUUAGACAUCGGCCAUACAGAAGAAAUUGUACCCAGGCACUGAAAAUGCUCUCUCUCUCUCUCUCGCGCGCAAUGUCUAGGAUUGUUCUUUUAAUAUAGUUUAUUCUAGUGAAACGAUAUUGUACCCAACUCUGCCUUAUUUCUCGAUGGACUUUGGUGAUGAAUACAAGUUAACGAGACUACCAAUGUACCUUGACGCACCAUUUCUCUUUGAAUAAAUUCUCUGUAUUCAUGAUGGUAUAA